This is a messenger RNA of Telopea speciosissima, 1230 nucleotides long. Its product is annotated as transcription initiation factor TFIID subunit 14b-like. The record is from RefSeq and is a predicted model, not a curated record. Bases 149 to 976 code for a protein of 275 amino acids. Lineage: Eukaryota; Viridiplantae; Streptophyta; Magnoliopsida; Proteales; Proteaceae. The transcript has 6 exons. Gene Ontology annotation, biological process: regulation of DNA-templated transcription.
CUGUAGCUGCCUGUAACGAAAUUUCGAAAACCUAAAAAGGAGAGGAAUUUGAGUUUUGGAGUCUUUUGUUGACAGCUUUAAUUUCUGAUUCCUGGCGAUUAGCACGCGAGAGGAUUCGUUGCUGAGAAGUCGAACUGAUCAGAGUAAGAUGCCUCACAACUCUUCAGUAAGAAAACUUGGUGGUGAGCAGUCGGACGGGGGCGGAUCUUCCUCAAAAUCUCAGCGCGGUAAGGCGGGAAGAGUUACAGAAGACAACGAGAAGAAGAGUUCUUCGAACAAGCGACUUAAGGACGUUGAGAUCAGCGUUCCGAUAGUGUACGGUACCAUCUCAUUCUGGCUUGGUAAGAAGGCGAGCGAGUAUAAUUCGCAUAAGUGGACUGUUUAUGUUCGAGGGGCAACAAAUGAGGAUCUGGGUGUGGUGAUCAAACGUGCAGUCUUCACCUUGCACCCUAGUUUCAAUAAUCCCACGCGGGUCAUCGAGGCACCUCCAUUUGAGUUGUCGGAAUCCGGUUGGGGUGAAUUUGAAAUUGUCAUCACCCUUCAUUUCCACAGCGAUGUUUGUGAUAAGCAAUUGGACUUGUAUCACCAUCUGAAGCUGUAUCCCGAGGAUGAAUCCGGUCCCCAGUCAACCAAGAAACCUGUUGUCGUGGAAACUUAUGAUGAGGUUGUUUUCUCUGAGCCUUCGGAGAGUUUCUUUGCUCGUGUACAGAAUCAUCCUGCUGUAAUUGUGCCGAGGCUACCUCCUAGUUUUAACUUACCUCCCCCUGGAUCAAUCGACAACAUGAAUGAAAAUAAAAGAGGUGAUACCAAGGAUCACCCGCUAAGUCAGUGGUUCAUGAAUUUCUCAGAGGCAGAUGAGCUAUUAAAACUUGCAGCAGCUCGUCAACAGGUGCAAGCUCACAUUGCGAAGCUUAGAAGACAGUUGAAUGUGCUUGAUGGGCAGCCUCAACAGUUAAAGCCCACGGCCGGUCAGUGAAUGUACUUUGGCCCACUGUGUCUUCAGUGAGUUUCUCCUCAAGUUGGUUCAUUCGUAGGUUUGGAAAUAGUCUGCAAUGUAAAGGUUAUGAUGCUGUCAAUUAGUUCAAGCGUAGCUGUCCUUAAACGCGCAUCCCCUCUUUCUUUUGACCCUAUUCCUUUUUUUCCUUUAUGCAAGAAGAGUUGAGUAGUGGUAUUAUGGUAUCAUUUUGUAUCAAACAGCAAAAGGGAAAAAAAAAUGUAUUAGUUGAUUUU